Molecule: messenger RNA, 494 nt
Organism: Dromiciops gliroides (monito del monte)
Lineage: Eukaryota; Metazoa; Chordata; Mammalia; Microbiotheria; Microbiotheriidae
Exons: 6
Coding region: 57-494 (145 amino acids)
Molecular function (GO): calcium ion binding
Source: RefSeq, a predicted model, not a curated record
AAGAAAUUCAGAGGUGGUCACCAUCUGAGGACCAGGAGAUCCACAGUGAUACCGAAAUGGUACAGGGCAAGCUGGACAUGCGGAGCAUGAAGGGGGCACUACAGACUGUCAAUAUCCACCUGAGCCCCCAGGAAGUGUGUGAGGCCCUGCGGCGGGCCGACCUGGAUGGUGACGGGGCCGUUGACUUUGAUGACUUCCUUGGGAUCCUGACAGACAACCACCGCUUUGCCCAGUGCAUGGACGUCCAAGGUCCCUAUUCUCAGGUCCCCAACCUGCCCUCCCGGACACGGUCGACGGAAAGGAGGAUUCGAAGCAGAGGCCCCCGACUGACCAACCUUGCCAGGCCCUGCAAACCCAAGCCGCCUCAGCGAGAGGCACCUCGGAGAGUCCCCGGUUGCCGGCACACUGCUCGCCUAAGCAAUGGAAAAGGGGCUCUCUGCCGGCCCCCUGAACGAGAUGACACGUCCCUGCUCAUACGGGAAGCUCUGACCUAG